GUGGGUCCGCCGACCCAAUCUUUCUAAGUGGCAUUUGCGAAAUCUGGCCGAACUCCUGAUUUCAACGCCGACUUUACUAAACUUCAAUCUUCCCUCCCCUUUUUCUCCCUAUUAUUUACAUAUAAGAUAGCAAGACGAACUACUGUGUCCAUAUUAACCGACAAGAUGAGUGCGCUUGCAACAAAGCAGCAGUCGCAGAAGAUCUUCGAGAAAUUGAAGACCAAGCCUGCGAAUAGGAUAUGUUUUGACUGUGGUCAAAAGAAUCCUACCUGGACAUCGGUACCCUUUGGAAUCUACCUAUGUCUCGACUGUUCCUCUAAUCACCGCAAUCUCGGUGUCCACAUCUCCUUUGUGCGCUCCACCAAUCUUGAUCAAUGGCAAUGGGACCAGCUACGUGUUAUGAAGGUUGGUGGCAAUGAGUCUGCUACGAAGUAUUUCCGCGCAAAUGGAGGUAGCGCAGCUCUUGCCAGCAAGGAUCCGAAGACUAAGUACCAAUCAAACGCGGCAACCAAGUACAAGGAAGAGCUAAAGAAGAGAGCCGCACGAGACGCACUCGAGUACCCAGAAGAAGUUGUCGUUACCGACGUAGCUGGCGAUGGUGCCGAGUCGGCCACUCCCAACAGCGAACCGAGUGACGAUUUCUUUUCUUCGUGGGAUAAGCCGUCGAUCAAGAGACCUACACCGCCCAUCUCCCGAACUAGCACCCCCCCUGUUGUUGGCCGAACUAACUCACCGUUCCUUAACGCCGGCGCCAACGGCAAGGAGAUUUCCCGAUCUUCUUCGCCCCUAUCUAAAUCUGACUCUACUUCCGAUGCCAAACCCUCUGCUAGCCGAAUCACCACAUCUGCCGCUCUUCGAAAGAACAACACGGCUGGACCCCGUAAAGCCAAUGUUCUAGGUGCAAAGAAGACUACUGCUAAGCUUGGAGCUAAGAAGGUUACUGGUGAUAUCAUCGAUUUCGACGAGGCUGAGAAGAAGGCUAAAGAGGAGGCUGAGCGAAUUGCGAAGUUAGGCUACGAUCCGGAAGCCGAAGAGGCUGAGGCAAAACAAACUAACACAACCAAGACUGAGGCCACUAAUGUUAUUUCCCCUACACCGGUGAACCCACGUGGAUAUGGCUCUGGUCACAGCCGCGAGAAGUCCGCUGCCGAAGUUGAGCGUCUAGGUAUGGGUGUUGGAAGAUUAGGCUUUGGACAGGUCGGAGGCGGCAAGUCUGCUGCUAGCGCCGCUCCCAAGAAGAAUGCUGGUGGAUUCGGAUCAGUUGGACCCGUUAAGGCAGCUGCUGAAGAUGACGACGAGCGCUACGCACGAAACAAAUUCGGUAACCAGAAGGGCAUUUCCUCCGACGAAUUUUUCGGAAAGGGUUCUUUCGACCCUAACGCCCAAGCUGAAGCAAAGACGCGUCUACAAGGAUUCGAAGGCGCCACCUCUAUCUCGUCUAACGCGUACUUCGGCCGACCCGAAGAAGAAGAUUCCGCAGACGAUUAUGGCGAUCUCGAGUCUGCCGCCAAGGACUUUGUUCGCAAGUUUGGCAUCACUGCCGGCGACGAUCUCGACAACCUGACCAGCGCAUUAGGCGAGGGUGCCACUCGACUUCAAGGCGCUAUUCGAAACUACCUGAAUGGUUAAAUUAAUUGGACAUGGCUGUAAAAAUAAGCUCGGGAAGAUUGAUAACUUCAGGGUUAAUGGUUUAGGAGACGAAAAGGACACCCGGUCUACGAUAUUGACCAAUUGGGGACGGUCAGAAAGAGCCGAUUGUGGCAACACCAGGUUGAUACCGCAGGGCAUACAUGAGACAAGAUGCAAUGAGGGUACGAACGGUACCACGAACACAAUAAGGCCGUAUCGGUCUACGAUUUGGACGUUAUAGAGAAAGUAGCAUGGUAUGCAUAGUAAUGAAAACUGAUUAUUCAAAUGUUCUCAUGUGUUGUGCUUGCUCAAAAAAUCAUUAUUGAAUA
Hypoxylon trugodes is the source of this 1958-nucleotide messenger RNA. RefSeq names its product ArfGap-domain-containing protein. The record is from RefSeq and is a predicted model, not a curated record. Gene Ontology annotation, biological process: COPI coating of Golgi vesicle. The transcript has 4 exons. Gene Ontology annotation, molecular function: GTPase activator activity. NCBI's taxonomy places the organism in Eukaryota, Fungi, Ascomycota, Sordariomycetes, Xylariales, Hypoxylaceae. The coding region runs from base 166 to 1629 and encodes 487 amino acids.